UCGAGGGCGGGGUCUGCACAUUGACAUCCGGGAGUCUGGUUGCCUGUGGCUGUUUUGUUUUCUUGCAGAACUGCAGUAAAGAGAGGCCACCGAACGCGCGGCGACUCCCGGCUCCAGACUUGGAUUGACCUGAAAAGAUGUCUGGGUUUCUAGAAGGCACCAGGUGUUCGGAAUGCAUGGACUGGGGGGAGAAGCGGAACACCAUUGCCUCAGUCGCUGCUGGCAUUCUCUUCUUCACAGGAUGGUGGAUCAUCAUAGACGCUGCUGUUAUGUAUCCCAAGAUGGAUGAUUUCAACCACUCAUACCAUGCUUGUGGCGUCAUAGCAACCAUAGCCUUCCUCAUGAUUAACGCAGUAUCGAAUGGACAAGUGAGAGGUGACAGCUACAGCGAAGGCUGCCUGGGCCAGACAGGUGCUCGCAUCUGGCUCUUCAUAGGUUUCAUGCUGGCCUUCGGUUCCCUGAUUGCGUCCAUGUGGAUUCUCUUUGGAGGUUAUGUUGCCAAGGAAAAGUCCGUAGUAUAUCCUGGAAUUGCUGUAUUUUUCCAGAAUGCCUUCAUUUUUUUUGGAGGGCUGGUUUUUAAGUUCGGGCGCACGGAGGACUUGUGGCAGUGAAGACACCUGCCUCUGCAGCACGGCCACCCUGCCUGGGAUUGUUUUCUCCUCACCGCUCAGUCUUUUGUAACGCUGUUUUCUAAACUUAUUUCUGAGUACAAUCUCAGCUUAAAAUUGUAUAAUGCUAGAAUCAUGAGAGCUCGUAUGUACUAUGCAGCAGUCUGGUGUGCCGGGACCCGGUCCGCUUUUGCAAUGGGAAAGGAAACUAUUGACGUGAGUAACUUUGUCAGCUUCUAUCAUGGUCUAAAGAGCCAAUUAUGGAGAAGUGGUAGAGUCCUUGGGGUGAGGAUUCGCUCUGGGAUCCAAAGUGUCUGUUUACUGAGCACGCCCUCUUCUGUGUCCGAUGUGGAAUAAUGUAUAAACGUUUUCUUGUUAUUAAAAACUA
This is a messenger RNA of Arvicola amphibius (Eurasian water vole), 996 nucleotides long. It is a transcript of the gene Tmem50a, whose product is annotated as transmembrane protein 50A. The record is from RefSeq and is a predicted model, not a curated record. Bases 138 to 611 code for a protein of 157 amino acids. The transcript has 7 exons. Gene Ontology annotation, biological process: late endosome to vacuole transport via multivesicular body sorting pathway; protein targeting to vacuole. NCBI's taxonomy places the organism in Eukaryota, Metazoa, Chordata, Mammalia, Rodentia, Cricetidae.